Molecule: messenger RNA, 990 nt
Organism: Racocetra persica
Lineage: Eukaryota; Fungi; Glomeromycota; Glomeromycetes; Diversisporales; Gigasporaceae
Source: the annotation of a GenBank genome assembly
UUAUAGCAUGGCUUGAUCCAAAUAAAACAAGUAUUGGAGAUAAAACGGAGGCACCUUCAGAGGUUAAUGACUCUCUGGAAAUUCUCCGGCAUACUCCACUGGCGAAACGACUCUUGGAAUGGUAUCUUGCUGCAGUGUGUCGGCAUUUUUUAGAGACUUUUGACACGAAAUUAAAACAAUGGCGUGAAACAUGGAAAUUACAAGAAGAGAUCACAAUUCCUAAUUCUGAAAUAUUAGACAAUUGGGUUAGUAAAUCUUACGAGGAAAUUAUUCACGAUAUCUAUUCGCAUUUCAAGAAAUGCGAAAAUUCAUUAUUUCUUAUUCAUGCUAGUGUCGAUUUUUUACAUCAUUUUCGGAUUCAAUAUCACACAAAUCUUUAUUCAUUGCUUAGUGGUGACUCUAAACCAUUUUCUGCUGUACCUUCAUUGUUUAAGGACAUGUCCAAAGUAUUGUUUCGCGCUCAUUUUCAAAAAUUUAAUAAUAUUAUGGAAUUAUAUCAACUUGAAAACGGACAAUCAAUUUUGCAAAAGGUCAAGCAUCCAGUUGAAAAAUUUGAAUCCGAUCUUUUUGCAUGGAAAACAUUGGACAAUAUAAGUGUCAUUUUUUCCAGACAAGAAAAUGAUUCUUUUAAUAGUGAAAAUAACAAUUCAGUAGCGAUGGAUCUCGAUGACAUGGAUAUUUUAAGCGAAAAAAUAGAUAUAUCGCAAAACAAUAUGGAUCCGAGUUUGGCUGAAGACUUGAACAAAGAAAUAUCGGCCUUUUCACAGUUAUAUAAUGAAAUGGUUGCUUUAGAUUUAAUGCAGCGUACUAAAGAUACAUUGGAAGAAACUUUAUGUGAGCAGAUUGAGCUUAGAAUUUUAAAUACCUGCAAAGGCACAUUCAACAAACCAAUGCUUCGCUCUUCAUCAAAAUGGUUGUAUUCGGUUGUUUAUCAUUGGCUACGAAUUGUUCUAUCGUCAGAUCCCCAAACCUCAGCUGAUUCAAUAGAAG